AUGGAGGAGAACGGCACAGAGGAAGCGAAGCUAUUGAUGCUGAAAAUUGCGGCGAUACUCGACGAGGCUCGAACCUCAUACGCCACGCACAACCGAAAGCUCAAGGAACUGUCACUCCUCCGAUCCAAGUCCUCUUCACUUUCUCAUUUUUUCUCCGCCUUCUCCAAAACCCUAACUCCUCUCUUCGACUUCCAGAGGCGCCUCGCCUCCGCCGACCGCGUCGUCUCAUUUGUCUCCGCCUUCGCCUCUGCUGCCUCCGACGAGUUCCUCGACCACUUCCUCAAGUUCCUCCUUGCUGCCGCCACGGCAUCCAACAAAACGGCCAGAUUCCGAGCCUGCCAGAUAGUCUCCGAGAUUAUAUUGCGGCUUCCAGAUGACGCAGAAGUGAGCAAUGAGCUAUGGGAUGAGGUGAUAGAGUGGAUGAUGGUGAGGGUACGAGACAAGAUCCCUGUGGUGCGUACUUUUGCGGUUAGAGCGCUUUCACGCUUUGUGAAUGACUCUGUUAAUAGUGACAUCCUUGAUCUGUUACUCGAGGUGCUUCCUUUGGAACAGAAUGCGGAUGUUCGGAAGAUGAUUAUGCUAUCUUUGCCACCUUCUACGGCAACCUCUCAAGUUAUCAUUGAUUGUACCUUGGAUGUGAGUGAAACUGUACGCAAAGCAGCAUACUGUGUUCUAGCUAAUAAAUUUCCUCUUCAAAGCUUAAGCAUUAAACUCAGGACAGUAAUCCUUCGGAGAGGACUUGCUGACCGAUCUGUUGCUGUCUCAAGGGAAUGUUUUAAACUAUUGAAAGAUGAAUGGCUUGCGAAGUGUUGUAAUGGUGAUCCUUUAAAACUACUGAAAUAUCUUGAUGUUGAAACUUAUGAAUCAGUUAGUGAGUCUGUCAUGGAGGCCCUUCUUAAAGCUGGUUUAGUAAAAAUACAAAAUGGUGCAAGUAUCCAGCAGUGCAUAUCGUCAAAUGGUGACAGGAUAGAAGGAGACUCGGUUUAUUGCCCACCAAGCAUUCAGCUGAUGGAAGCAGAGGCUGCUCUUUAUUGGAGGACUGUUUGCCAGCAUUUACAGUCAGAAGCGCACGCAAAAGGUUCUGAUGCUGCAGCAACAACGGGCACUGAAGCAGAAGUAUAUGCAGCAGAAGCAUCAGAUAAAAAUGACCUUCUUGAAAAAAUUCUUCCCACUACAGUUAGUGAAUAUAUUGAAUUGGUCAGAGCUCAUACAAAUGCCGGAUCAAACCAUCGCUUUGCUAGUCGGCAAUUGCUUUUGCUCGGUGCAAUGUUUGAUUUUUCCGAUGCUUCAAAUAGAAAGGCUGCUGGUGCAUUUCUGCAUGAGCUUAUAUGCAAGUUUCCUGAGCAUGAGGAUGAUGAUGAAGGGAAUAUAGUUGUUCUUGGAGAUGGAUUAAGUUUUGGUGGAGACAAUGAUUGGGCUGAAGCUGUAGCCAGUUUCGCAAGGAAAGUCCAUGCUGCUCCUGGUGAAUUUGAAGAGGUUGUUCUUGCAAUCAUUGAAGAGCUCGCCCAACCUUGCAAGGAAAGAACAGCAAAUCAUGUGCAGUGGAUGCACACUCUCUCUCUAACUGGCCUUUUGCUAAAAAAUGCAAAAUCACUACGAGUACUUCGGGGCAAGGCUAUUGAACCAGAUGAGCUACUCCAAACCUUACUACUUCCUGGGACGAAACAAUCUCACUUGGAUGUGCAAAGGAUUGCAGUCAGAUGCCUUGGCCUUUUUGGCCUUUUGGAAAGGAAACCAAGUGCAGAGCUUUUGAAACAGUUGAGGAUUUCAUACAUUAAGGGGCCACAUUCAAUCAGUAUAGAGGCUUGUAAGGCAUUAAUUGAUCUUGUGAUGUGGUAUGGUCCUCACGAAGUUGACAAGGUGUUAGAGCUCAAUAUUCCAGGCCUAAACAGUGAGAAAACGACCUUUUGUCCUGUGAACUUCUCUGAUUCAGAGGAGGUUUUAGAUGUUGAGACGCUUGAUAUCUUAUAUGGAGGCUUUGAAAUUGAUGAUUGGGCGAGUCCUUUACCUACCAACGAAGAUGAGUGCGUGCAUGCUAUACUUGGAGAAGGGUUUGCGAAGAUUCUUCUCCUUAGUGACAAUUAUCCAAGUUUACCGGUCUCCUUGCAUCCUGUUAUUUUAUCAAAGCUCCUUUACUUGCAUUUCAGUGACGUGUCGGAACACUUGCACAGGUGA
Messenger RNA from Sphenostylis stenocarpa, 2175 nucleotides. The record is from the annotation of a GenBank genome assembly. Lineage: Eukaryota; Viridiplantae; Streptophyta; Magnoliopsida; Fabales; Fabaceae.